This is a messenger RNA of Carya illinoinensis, 5138 nucleotides long. RefSeq lists its product as uncharacterized. Bases 170 to 4420 code for a protein of 1416 amino acids. The record is from RefSeq and is a predicted model, not a curated record. The transcript has 14 exons. Gene Ontology annotation, molecular function: DNA-binding transcription factor activity; double-stranded DNA binding; sequence-specific DNA binding. Gene Ontology annotation, biological process: regulation of DNA-templated transcription. Lineage: Eukaryota; Viridiplantae; Streptophyta; Magnoliopsida; Fagales; Juglandaceae.
UUGUAACAAGUCAACCGCGUCUCGCUGUCUUCCUUUCCUCUCUGACAAAACUUCACACACACACACAAUCGCCUCUGAAUUACUAUUCUGCCCCUCCCUUCUCCCCUUCCAUACCAUUAAAUCCACACUUCUCCGCCCUCUCCCCACUCUCCCAUCCCAAUCGCUCGGAAUGGCGCAGACUCAAACAUCCUCUCUCUCCCAGUUUCGGCUGAGUAGCUCCGGUGACUUGGCACCCGGAAACGCCGAUGAUUCGGGUCACCCUGGGUCGAACUCCGCCAAAUACAAGCUCAUGUCGCCUGCCAAGCUCCCGAUCUCGAGGUCUGCGUGCAUCACGAUCCCACCCGGGCUUAGCCCGACGUCGUUCCUUGAGUCCCCCGUGCUUCUCUCCAACAUGAAGGCAGAGCCCUCUCCGACCACCGGUUCCUUUAUGAAGCCUCAAGCGGUCCAUGGCCCUGCUAGUUCUGCUGCACAUCCGGUAACUACAGUUUGCACCAACACCAAUUCCUUCAAUGAAAGAAAUCCCAGCUGCUUCGAAUUUAAACCUCAUGCCACAUCAAAUAUGGUUCCUGCAGAUCUGAACCACCAUAGAAAUGAACAAUCUAUCCAAGUCCAAGGUCAGUGCCAACCUCACGCCUUUGCAUCAUCAGCAUCAGUGAAAAAUGAGAUGGCAGUUUCCUCAAACGAGUUGAGUCUUUCAUCACCAAUUCACAUGGUAACUUCAGGGGCUAGUGCACCGGCUGAAGUUGAUUCAGGUGAACUAAACCAUAGAGGAACCCUAAAUACUGGGUUUCAAACUUCACAAUCUGAUUCUAAAGGAGGUGGAAUUUCUGCUGUUGCCGAGAGGCCAUCGGAUGAUGGAUAUAACUGGCGAAAGUAUGGACAGAAACUUGUUAAAGGAAGUGAAUUUCCACGUAGCUAUUACAAGUGUACACAUCCUAACUGUGAAGUAAAAAAGCUGUUUGAGCGCUCUCACGAUGGACAGAUUACUGAGAUUAUCUACAAGGGUACACAUGAUCAUCCUAAACCCCAGCCGAGCCGUCGGUAUACUUCUGGUACCAUGAUGACUGUCCAAGAAGAAAGAUCUGAUAAGGCUCCAUCUUUAACUGGUCGAGAUGAAAAGUCUGGCAUCUAUGGACAAAUAUCCCAUGCAGUUGAGCCAAAUGGUACUCCUGACCUAUCUCCUGUCAUGGCAAAUGAUGAUAGUCUAGAUGGUGCUGGUUCAACUCCAAAUAGGAUCAAUGAUGAUGUUGAGGAUGAUGAUUUAUUCUCCAAACGGAGGAAAAUGGACAUUGGUGGGCUUGAUGUCACUCCAGUGGUUAAGCCUAUCCGGGAACCACGUGUAGUUGUCCAAACUCUUAGUGAGGUAGAUAUACUGGAUGAUGGCUAUCGCUGGCGCAAAUAUGGGCAGAAAGUGGUCAGAGGUAAUCCUAAUCCAAGGAGCUACUACAAGUGUACAAAUGCUGGAUGCCCUGUUAGAAAACAUGUGGAGAGGGCAUCUCAUGAUCCCAAAGCAGUUAUAACCACAUAUGAGGGAAAACAUAAUCACGAUGUGCCUACUGCAAGGACAAGUAGCCAUGACACAGCAGGACACACAGCUGUGAGUGGACCGUCAAGGAUUAUUAGAUCAGAAGAAAGUGAUACCAUUAGCCUUGAUCUUGGGGUUGGGAUCAGCUCAGCUGUUGAAAAUAGGUCCAACGAGCCCAGGCAGGCACAUCAUUCUGAAAUUCUGGGAGUCCAAUCUCACCCUAGCAAUUCAAAUUUUAAGGUGUUUCAAGCAACCCCAGUUUCGGCAUAUUUUGGUGUUCUAAGUACCGGCUUAAGUCGAUAUGGAUCUAGAGAAAAUCCAAGUGAAGGCCGAAAGAUUGAAAUUCCACCUUUAAACCAUUCCUCUUACCCAUUUCCACAGAACAUGGGAAAGAUACUGACGGGUCCAGUAAAGCUGACGAAUGUGGUUAGCCGGGCCGGAACAUGUGGAAAGAGAAGUGACAAGGAUAUAAUGGAACGUGAGCCUGUCCAUUGCACGGCAACUCCGAUUCGCAAGGCGAUUUUCUGCCAGACGCGAACAUUACUUUAUGGGCUGAACACUGGAGACCCAUCAAGAAACAUCGUUGAGCUCAUCUUUCAAAGAGCGUCCACGAACCCUUCUAAGCCAUCAAGAAAGAUAAAAACUGUCCUCAAGGUGAAGAAUUCCGUAGAAAUUCUCGACAGGUUUGAAGAAUAUAGAGAGAAGGUGAAGAAGAAAGCCUACGAGAGAUAUAAAAGGAAUCCAAGAAGCACGGUGGACGGGAACGAGCUGUUACGAUUCUAUGGCUCUACUAUGGUUUGCUGCAGUGGCAAGUCAAAGCGAGUAUCUGAACUGUGUAAAAAUCCCACUUGUGAAGUCUGCAGGAUUAUAGAAUCUAACUUUGACACAGAUCGCACCAGAAGAUAUGGUGUCCGUUUGAGCACUGGUAGUGACGACUCGAGUGAGAACAUGAUUGCCACUACAAGGGUGAAAAAUAUAAAGAGGGCUGUCAUAGUUUGCAGGGCUAUUGCUGGGAGCAUAGGUAAUAUGUGGGAUGGGGAAUAUGAAGGUUUUGAUUCAGUGGGGAGUGGGCUGCUUUCUAACUUGGAGUGCUUGAUAGUGCCAAAUCCAAAUGCCAUACUUCCCUGUUUCAAAUUUUGCAGCUAUACCAAAGAUUCUUCAGCUAUUAGGCAGCCAAUCCAUCACUUUCCUGAUUUGAAAUCGAUAAGAUUGGACCACAGAGUCACAGGACAACUGAAAGCUGGUUUUCCCAAGUACGAGAGGAGAACAGGAAAAACAUAUGCAAUUAUAUGUGGUAUUGGUAGAGAAGCAAGAAAAAUGACGGCUUUUCUCUAUCUGUAUCCGUUCAAUACCAACCUCUGCACUCCUUUGAACUUCUCAGUUUCGCACUUGACCGUACAGUCCCUCUCAAAUUUUAUUGGAGGAGGAGGAAUUGUUAAGCGGAGGGGCAGCACGUGCAGGUUCGUGGCGCUGUCGACGCACUCGACCCCUAGGAUCCUCAAGUCCAACCGGAAAUCGCGCUACGGCCACCUACUUUCGCCGUUCGAUACUGACGACGAAGAUUUUGAUGAUGAAGACGACGAGGUGAAGGAUGAUUCUUCGGGGCCCAAUGAUAACUUUGCCAAAACUGCAGAAUUUGAUGUUAAGGGAAAGAGAUUGAAGUCCCAGAACGAGCAUGAAGCAAGAAAAGGUAAACAGAGACAACCAGAGAGAGACUGGAGCUUCAGAGCAUCCAAAUCUGGACAAAGCCUCAAAAUUGACAAAGAUCAAUUGGAUGCGAGAAAUGACGAGAACACCAUACUAAGGAGUGGCAUUGGAGAUUCCUAUCAUGAUUUCAAUGAAACAGAGGAAAUCAGAUCCUUAGAUAUGAAUGGCAGAGGGAAGUUGAUCACAAGGAAAUCCAUGGAGAAAAAAUAUCCUCGGCUAUGUGAAGAAAUAGAUUUUGAUAAAAAAUGGUUGCCCCUUCUUGAUUACUUGACCACAUUUGGCCUUAAGGAAUCACACUUUAUACAAAUGUAUGAAAGGCACAUGCCUUCCCUUCAAAUUAAUGUGUGUUCUGCACAAGAAAGGUUGGAAUACUUGUUGAGUAUUGGUGUCAAACAUCGAGAUGUGAGAAGAAUACUUUUGAGGCAGCCGCAAAUUUUGGAGUACACAGUAGAGAACAAUUUGAAGUCCCAUGUUUCUUUCUUGAUGGAUUUGGGCAUUCCAAGUUCCAGAGUAGGGCAGAUAAUUUCAGCUGCGCCAUCUCUAUUUUCUUACAGUGUUGAGAACUCAUUGAAACCCACAGUUAGAUACUUGGUUGAGGAGGUCGGCAUCAAGGAAAAAGCUUUAGGUAAAGUCAUACAGCUUAGCCCUCAAAUCCUGGUCCAACGCAUUGACAUAUCAUGGAAUGCUCGUUAUACAUUUCUGUCAAAGGAAUUGGGAGCACCAAGAGAUAGUAUAGUCAAAAUGGUAACUAAACAUCCUCAGUUCCUCCAUUACAGUAUUGAUGAUGGAUUACUGCCUAGGAUCAAUUUCCUGAGGGGUAUAGGGAUGCGUAAUUCUGACAUCUUGAAAGUUUUGACCAGCCUUACACAGGUAUUAUCCCUAUCAUUGGAGCAGAAUCUGAAGCCUAAGUAUAUGUACUUGAUCAAUGAACUUCGUAACGAGGUGCAUUCCUUGACAAAAUAUCCUAUGUACUUAAGUUUGUCUUUGGACCAGAGAAUUCGUCCUCGCCAUAGAUUCUUGGUUGCGCUUAAGAAAGCUCCAAAGGGGCCAUUUCCUCUCAGUUCACUGGUUCCAACUGAUGAAUGUUUUUGUCAGCAGUGGGCUGGAACCAGUUUGGAUAAGUAUUUGGCUUUUCGGCAGAGACUACUACUCAAGGAGUUUGCAAAGAAAUACGAAAAGAAAGGAUAACACUGCCCUCUCUAUUGUGUUCCUGGCUUAUGAUACAAGUAUUUGAAUAGCAGUCUCUUCGUUAACUUCGGCAACCAAAAACUUCUUUUUGUUUAAUUUCACUGAGGUUUUGGUGAAUCUCAGCAUCUUUGACUUUUGUUAGCCUCUAGUAAGCAAAUGCUAUGCCAUGGUUUGGCAAAGAGGUACUCAGCGCUGUAAUUGGUGCUGAAGCUGCUCUGGUGGCAGAGUUGAUGUUUGCAUUCUCAGUUGAAGGCGAGAGUUAUUUUCUAAGUUCUGGCUAUCUAAAGGCGAGACGGCAUCAUCUAAAAGUCUGUUACGUGAAAGAGUUUUAGAUCCUUGAACCAGAAAGUGAAUGAAAAUGGAAGUCGCAUGUUGUUCCAACGAUGCGGUUUACAAGCGACAGAUAGUGGAGGAUAUAUGCGGGAGUUUCUUCUUCCUUUCUUUAUUUUUUCCUAAGCUGUAUAUAUUUUGGAGUUAAGACCCCAUUUGAUAGUCCCCAUGAAUGAUUUUGUCAAUGUAAAAGGUUGUAUUAGUUGAUUGCUACAUUUUGCAUCUGUGCUUCUCCAGCCAUUUGCUUGCUAUCCGUUCUAGGAAGAACUGAUAUGUUUUCCUAGCAGAUGGCAUGCUUUUUUUUUCCCCCUUUUUAAGCAUUUUAGUAUGUUAACGAAAAUUUGCUUGGAAUAAUAAGGUAUCUCUGUCUGCAGGUUUUAUUUGUUUA